UGCUAAUGUUAGCUCGGUGCGUGUAGCCAGCUAGUGCUGCUGAUAAACACUGCUUUACAUGGCUUACAUUAAGGGUGCAAUCAUGUGUGUUUGUAUAUAUGUCUGAUAUGUAUUUUUUCGAUAAUAGUAAUAAUGUAGAAUAUUUAUAGAUAAAUCGUUUAAGUUCUUCAGAUAACUAACCUUUUGAAACUGUUUCUCACUGCACAGCCGGAAAUAGUAUUUCGUGUCCAGCUCUCGCGAGAUUACGCCAUGAGCAGGUCCAGUCUGUUCGCGUGUGAGGACCCGGACCGGUGGAGGAGGGUCUACGACCAAUACUGGGACGUGGUGGAGGCCAAGUCCGCAGUGAAAGGAAAAAAGUCUGGAAAACUUCAACCCCUUGAAAAGUGGUAUCAGGAGCAGCUGCCCGCACUCAUCUCCAGCCGGUCUGAGAGAUACGUGACCCAUCCAGAGCUGGUGAAGCUCAUGGAAUGGAAGCUGACUAGGGGGUCCUUCCGGCCGCGGCUGCAGCAGCUGCUGGCGUCCAACGCGGCGGCGGCGGUGGAGCUCUGCUCCCGGAAGGCCUUCUCCCUCCUCCCCGACGUCCGCGCCGCCAUCGCAGAGCUCAGUGCCCUGAAGGCCGUCGGCCCGGCAACCGCCUCCGCGGUGCUGGCGGCCGGGUGCCCGGAGCACGCCGCCUUCAUGUCCGACGAGGGGGUGGGAAGCGUGCCCGGACUCACCCCCAUCCAGUACACCGCCCGGCACUACCACCGCUACCUGGACCGCCUGCUGGAGCGCACCGCCCAGCUCAACCAGGCGGACCCCGAGCGAGACUGGACCCCCCAUCGGGCGGAGCGCUGCCUGUGGGCGUGGGCGGUGGCCGGGCGGCUGCAGCUCCCCCUGCUGGAGGAACAGGGGGGAGGCGGGGAGGGGCGGAGCCCGGAGGCCGACGAGAGACCAACGAAGAAGAGGAGGACCGACUAAAGGCCCCUUCAUCAUCCUGGGUUUAUCCAUACGGGUUUAUGUUUCACCUUUGACCUUUGAAUGCCAGAGAUCUCAUUUCAUUUGACUUAAUAAAUUGUGAAUUGUUUAUAUUGAAGAAAAACCCGGAA
Molecule: messenger RNA, 1088 nt
Organism: Gadus morhua (Atlantic cod)
Lineage: Eukaryota; Metazoa; Chordata; Actinopteri; Gadiformes; Gadidae
Exons: 6
Coding region: 250-960 (236 amino acids)
Source: RefSeq, a predicted model, not a curated record